AUGACAGUGCGGGCACGCGUGUGGAGGGGGCUGCUGGCAUUUUGGCACUUUUGCGGGGAGUUGCUGAGCCAGAAGCAUGGGGUGGUUGAGUCUAUUGGAGAUGGCUUUGCAUGGUGGGCAGGAAUCUGUUUCCGUCACCCGCUCAAAGUUAUAUGCGGGUCUCUUCUCGCAUGCAUCAUUCUGUCGACAGGGCUUCUUCCGCCCACCCCUAUUUGGGUUGACGGAGCAGAGCGUCUCUACACGCUGCCCUUCUCUCGUGCUCGAGACGAUGGGAUUCUUCAUGAAAAUCUGUUUGGAGACGUCCAUGGCAGGAAAAGUGUUGUUAUUCUUACCCAUCGCGUCAAAGGCACAAAUAUCCUGACUUGGGAAAACUUGGAGGAGGUGAGACGCAUCGACGCCAUAAUUCAGGGAAAGGACACAGACCCAGAAAUGGGGCGCAAGUUGGUCAUCCCGCGCUCGCCAGAUGUCAUUUCAAAUGUGAGCAAAAAUAGUCCAGAACAAGGGGGGCCGGCAGCCCCCGGUCAACAUAGAGUGACGGAUGAGUCAGCUUUUCUUACCUUUGAGGAUGUGUGCCUCCGGAACGCGUUGGGCGGCUGCUCGGCUGAAUCAAUCCUAUCGUUUGGCUUAUCAGACUACAAGGCAGCGGGUCUUGUGACGGGAGAGCCAGAAGUGUGGCUGUUUGGCGGCACCGCUUUCAACGUGCAGCAAGUGGCGUUCAUCCCGGAGUAUUACUUGGGAGGCUUCAAAAAGGAAGCAUGUGAAAGACGAAUGCCUCGGGCCGUUGCAGAGAGGCUCCUUCCUCCUUCGGCUGUUAGGGAGCUGCCCACCCCUGAAGACGCGUUUGUGCUGGGUUCUAUUGAAUGCAUCACUUCUGCUAGCGCUUUCAUGCUACACUAUGACGCCGACGGGCGGCCCAUGCAUGAAGAAAGGAAUGCGACAUGGGAGCGGCUCCUCAUUCAAGUUCUCAAGGCAAACCAGACCUUGGGAAAUCUUCGAGCUUACUUUCAGGCUUUCCGAUCUCGAGACGAUGAACUCAAAGCUUCUACCGCAGAAUCAAAGGACGUGGUCUACGUUGUGUUCACAUUUUUCCUGCUCGCCAGCUAUUCCACGGCUCUCAAUUUCUCAUGUGAUCUAUAUCGCUCCAAGCUGUUCAGCUCACUAAUGGGGUUCUUUGCAGCGUUUAUGGGACUUGGAGCAGGGAUGGGCAUUGUGUCUUACAUGAAAGUGGCAAUGGUACCAACAGUUCUCAUCUGUCCUUUUCUGGUGUUGGGAAUAGGUGUGGACGACGUGUUUGUGUUGUUAAAUGCAUAUUGCAUGGGCUACACUACCCACGAUCCGGAACAGAGGUGCAUUGACACGCUCAAGACGUCGGGUCUGGGUAUCACUAUCACAACCCUGACCAACCUUAUUUCCUUCGGAGUUGGCUCAUUCAGCACAUACCUCUCAAUCCGGAACUUCUGUGUGUACAGCGCAAUGGCUCUCUUUCUUGGUUACGUAUUUGUGUUAACAUUCUUUUUUCCUGUUCUCUGUCUUGACGCAAAGAGAGAGUUUUAUUCACGCAUAUCCCCUUUCUGCCUGCCAACGACGUCGCAGCUCCACAGAAAGCUGGAAGACGAAAUAAAGCAUAUGGGGCAUGCUGAACUCCAAGUCCAUAAUGUGCUGAAAUCGGUUUCUCAGGAGGAAAUUGUUGCAUACAGAGUAAAAGUCUUUUUCGAAGAACAGGAGUUGAGGAGGAAGAUGAGGCAAGAGGAACGCGAGCACCGGAAGCUCGAGAGACAGGACAUUGAGCAACCCAACACAAAGCACCAUUUUCCAGCUCGUGUUGCAGCUUCUGUACAGAGGAUCUUAAAAUACACGAUUUCCCAGCACCUAAACGUGCAUCAAAAUGGAGAAGAGGUGGUUUUGAAAACGACUGUGCGUGGUCUGAAUCCACAGCUCGCGAGGCACGCGCUGUACGAUGAGCCUCGGGGCUCUGUCGGUCGCAGGUGGCGGACAUUCUUUUUGUGCUACUACGGGCCCUUCUUGAUGAGAAAGCCUGUGAAGAUUGCAGUUCUGGUGAUAUUCUUGACCAUUGCAGCCGUUAGCAUUUUCGGUUUUUCCAAGCUAGAGUUGGGCCUUGAAAUCUCCGAGUUAGCUCCCGUGACGUCGUAUAUGAGGCGUUUUGACGAAAUAUACGCGGAGUAUUUCAACAAAUUCGAUCAGCCAACAGAUAUAUUUUUCCUUCCGAGUCCUGCGGCCACCAGUGGACAGAAGCAGCAAAAUGAGAAAGCAAAUGACAUUGACCUUCUUAAUCCCGAUGAGUUUCUUGGAAAGGGCUACUCAGAAGCCUACGAGCAGAAGCAGCAACAGCAGCCACAAACUCCACAGUGGUGGAUGCCUGAAGUGCAGGCAGCAUUGCGUCUUGCACAUCACAGAAUAGCUUCAAGGCCUUCAACUUCAAGACUUAUCAACCCACUACUGUCCAUGCUCGAUGAUCCUGAGAUAGGACCGAAGCUUCGUCAAGGCGACAAACAGAUAUUCUUAGACACAUUAUAUUACCAGCUAAUGCAGGCAGGAUCUCCCUAUCGUCAGUUUGCUCUUGACUUUGUCUGGAGUGGGUCCGAGCUGAAGACAUAUCGAAUGCGUUUGCUACCAAAGUACAUGGCAAGAUCAGAGCAGCGGGCGUUCUGGAUGCAGCAGCUUCGACAAGACUGCGAUGCUAUGGCAAGCCCCGACGUCCUUUUAGACAGCAUGCUAAAGGAAACGGAGAUGCAGGAACUAUCAAAUGACCCUGAAGAGCUCCAUGAGCAGCUGAAGCUGCAGCGAGACCUCGAGAAACUGAGAAAUGCGCCAGUUGCGCCCCUCAAUAUCGCUUCUUACACCUAUAUGAUGGUGUUCUACGAGAGCGAUCUGGGUAUUCUUAGCUCCGUCCUCAUCAACAUGCUGUCUGCAGGAGUGGCGAUGUUGCUAGUGGCAUUUAUUCUGAUUCCAGAGCUUAGCGCAGGUCUGUUGGUGAUUUCGAUGAUUUGCCUGAUUGACUUGGCACUAUUCGGCUUCAUGUAUUUCUGGCAUGUGAAGUUGCACAUGGUGUCAACAAUUGCUUUGGUUAUUUCGAUUGGAUUUGCUGUCGACUACUCUGCUCACAUGUGCCACUGUUUCACGCACUGCUUGGGAAAGACUCGCGACGAGAGGGCGAUAGAGGCUCUGGUCCUGAUGGGAAACCCCCUUUUUCAUGGAGCGUCGUCGACGUUGCUGGGUAUCUUGCUGCUGGGAUUUAGCGAAUCCUUUGUCUUCACUGUCUUCUUCCGCAUGAUGGUCAUGGUGGUUUUGUUCGGUGCAGCUCACGGAAUGAUAUUAUUGCCCGUGAUUCUAUCAUGGUUAGGCCCCAUGACUGGGGGCCAUGUGGAACCUCAAGUGGGAGAUGUGUGCAGCGAACUGGAAGAAGAUGCAGAUAGCCAAUCGAUGCGACACGAUACAGGUACAGCAACUGCCGCAGGUCCGGCGGAAGAAGGGAAUAUUAACGACGCCACGAGGGUGUCCGUACCACCUCCAAGUCUUUCACUCAAGCCAACCAGCUCCAAGCUAGGAGCGAAGGGUCCCUCAUUAAGUAAUGCUGCAAGCAGCAACAACACAAGCGGCCCUCUCAGCUCACUCCUGACAAUUCCGUCUCAUCGAACCGGUUACAUCGGCACCGUAGAGAGAAAGCGAGAGAACCCCAGCUUCAGCGGCAGCCCCAUGAGACGCUCAAAGUCAGCUGCAGCCUCAUCGAGAACUGCACUUGGGGACACCCAGCUGCAGGGGCAAGAUUUGUUCCGACAUGGCUCAAUACUUACACGAAACGAGGUGGCUUCAGCCAGUAGAAGCCGCGAGAGUAAGCAGAGAGCCCACAGCACAAACGACGGUCGCUCGAGGUCCCACUUCCCAUCACCUCCGGAAGCGCACAGGAGGGCCCGCCGGCCUAGUUGCACUACAGGCUCCCGAAUAGGCGACUCUUUUAUCCCACCUGCUACGACAAGCCAAGGCCAGCAGCAAUUGCCUCCAACAGCAACGAAGGGUCAAAGUGUACACCCGAAGCAUAGAAGCCAGCAAAGCAGGCAGCUAUUACCACCUGUCAAACACAGGACCACUAGCACUGGUAGCGAGAGGCGCUCAUCGCAAGAUAUCUGCCGGACAGGCAGCGCCAGCGGCCCCACCAAGAAUACGGUGAGAAGCCACACACAUCAGUAG
Eimeria necatrix is the source of this 4206-nucleotide messenger RNA. Its product is annotated as Patched family domain containing protein, putative. The record is from RefSeq and is a predicted model, not a curated record. Gene Ontology annotation, cellular component: membrane. Bases 1 to 4206 code for a protein of 1401 amino acids. NCBI's taxonomy places the organism in Eukaryota, Apicomplexa, Conoidasida, Eucoccidiorida, Eimeriidae. The transcript has 8 exons.